AUGAAUUUCUUCGUAGUGUUAUCGUUGCUACUCUUCCACUGCUUGUCACGUAGUGCACUUGCCGGUGUCACUGGUGGCACUCUCAACCGGGCUUUAGACAUCAAGGCUGCUGCUCUUGAGCGAGCUCAUGUUCUCAUUACCCGUCAGGAUAAUGAUACAGAUGUUGAAAAGCCUCCCCGUUUAGCAAAUGCAACUCAAACAGAUAUUGAAAAGGCCCGAGCCCUGGUCAAGGCUGCCAUCCAACAAGCGGCUGAUCACAAUAAGGCGCGUCUCGACAAGCCCCUCCGAAACAAUUAUGAGCUGAAGCCCGGAACCCAAACUUCCAAAAGGAGACGUGAUGAUGCUGGUGACGCUCCUCCCCUAUUCAAUGUUACCGACGAGAUUGCUGCGGCGGCUGCCCUUAUUGCCGAAGCAGAUGCUUACGCAGAAGUCAAGAAUGGUACUUUGAAUCGACGAGCUCUAUUUGAGAAACGGAAUCGACCAAGCCAGUUUUGGCUCGGAAAUAUUGCUCAUGUCGGAGGAUGGCCAUUCGGGGACAACGAUGGAGACUUUACAGUCUUUCGUGAUGUUACGGAUCCUAAAUAUGGUGCUGUGGGAGACGGAGUGACUGACGAUACCGAAGCAAUCAGGAAAGCUGUUUCGGAUGGAGAUAUGUGUGGGCCAGGCUGUUAUAGCUCUACGACCAAGGGCGCUAUCAUCUAUUUUCCACCUGGAUCUGAUGGCAAUGCUAAGGAAUGGUACAUAAACACGGCAAACUUCUAUCGCCAGAUCAGAAACUUUGUCAUUGACAUCACGGCCACUGAUCCUGGCGCAUAUGUCUGCGCACUGCACUACCAAGUCGCUCAAGCCACGAGCCUGCAAUUUGUAGAGUUCCGCGCCACUACUGGCACUACUCAACAGGGCAUCUUUGCUGAGAACGGUAGCGGUGGUUUUAUGAGUGAUUUGGUUUUCAAUGGUGGUAAUUUCGGAAUUUAUGGGGGCAACCAACAGUUCACGGCUCACAGAAUCACUUUUAACGGGUGUACCACUGCGGUUCAGCUCAUCUGGGACUGGGGUUGGGCAUGGAAGAGCAUUUAUAUUAAGAAUGCUGACGUGGGCUUCAAACUGCUUUCAGAAGAUGGAGUGCACAACACCGGCUCUAUCCUCGUCGUUGAUUCAGUUUUUGAGGGUGUUGGUAAGGCAAUCUUGACUUUUCCUGCUGCGGCCGAGAAAGGCGACGGCACGACUGGCCUUACCCUGGACAAUGUCAAGUUCAUCAACACUCAAUCUGGCGUUGUGGAUAAUGCUGGUACAUCAUAUUUGAGCGCUGGUUCAGACAUUGACACUUUCGUCCUCGGCCGUAUCUACGUUGACCAGGAGAAGUCCGAGUCACUUCACACUAGUUUUGCAACCAAACGUGAUCCGACUUUAGUCGGGGACAAUCCCUGGAAUCUUCCCAAAGCGCCCUUCUUCGAGAGAGCUAAGCCCCAGUAUGCUGAAGCUGGCGGAUCUCAAUUUUAUCAUAUUCAGCAAUUGUGCAGAGGAGAUGGCGUAAAUGAUGACACGCAGUGCAUUCAGCAGGCGCUUGACGCGUUUGCGGCAAGCUCCAUCAUUUACUUUGAUGCGGGCUCCUACAUGAUCAGUGACACCAUCACUAUACCCAACGAUGCUAAAAUCGUCGGCGAAAACUGGGCUCAAUUAGUUGCAUAUGGAGAAAAUUUCGAGGAUGCCACUGAUAUUGAUGAUCCAGAUUGGAACGACGACAACAACUUUAUGGACAAUUUUGGAAAUGUGACCAUCCACAAUCUCAUUACUAUUGGCGCGGUGAACAUGAUAGAGUCAGAUGGCUUGACUAUCAAGGCAUCGGACAACCAAGCGGUUGACUUUCACCCAAGGUGGAGCCAAAUAUCUGUCUUCGACCCGCGCCAGUACAUCAACCCUUGCACGCAGGAGCCCGCGAAUACCAAUCCUGACCUUCCUGCGGGUGCAGAUGCCGCUGUACGCACAGAAAAUGACGAACAACUCGCAUACCUGACAAUUGUUAACGGUUGUCCCUAUGCUUUUGAGUUUUUGUCGCAGCACAACCAUCAGAUGAAAGACUGGGACAGCGAAUGGGUGACCAUUCCUGCUGGGGAGUCAGUGCAAUUCCUCAUCGAAUUUGAACAGGGUCCUGGCAUAGAUGAUGGCGAUACUGCUGGAGAAGCAUACUAUCAGCUCCAAGGCACAGACAAGAAAUGGCAUGUCACUACUGACUAUGUGGAUGACGACGAUAUUUGGCCUCCUUUACGAGCCAGGAUCGCUUAUACUGACAUCGGUACCAAGGAUGUUGCUACAGGCACCGUCUUUGACUUGGGGUGGCCCACUCUCUACGAUGGCGUCCCGCUUCAAUGGGUGUUGACAGGAAGCGAGACAUACGGCUAUUGGUCCAGUGCCAAUCCACCAGUGGCUUGGAUGCAUUCCAUUUUGGAUGUCAUCGGCGACCGGAAGUUGAAGUAUGUCUGCAUGCCGGGUAGCCACGACGCCGGAAUGAGCACCAUUGAUGGCCAUACGGCUUUCUCCGACUGGUCGAAUACACAAACCCAAUGGCUGGACUUUUACAAUCAGCUCAUGCGUGGCUCGCGCUGGUUCGAUGUUCGUCCCUGUCUUGGCAAUGGUGGAAAGCAUAUGCUUUGCCAUUAUACAGUGACUUCUGGCUCUGCUGUUGGUGCCAACGGCCUUUCCGUCGAUGUCAUGAUCGAUCAGAUUAAUAGCUUCAUGGACGAUCACCCCGGAGAACUCGUUAUCAUAGAUCUGAGCGACGAGUCCGGCUUUGAUACCGACCAUCGUACAUCUGCUCAAUCCUACGAUCGUCUCACGGAGGACCAAUGGAGACCCAUUUGGCAGCAAGUCCGGGACGGAUUUCGCAAGCCGUGCAAAGGCUUCGGAGGCGACAAGGUACUUGACGAGUUUACGAUGAACGACUUCAUUGGUGACGGCCAAGGCUGCGUGAUGACCGUUGCUCGAAAUAUUCCCGGUAUGGAUGCAGAUCCAGAAAAAGGGUUCUACCUAUACGACAAGCUACCUCGCCACAAUGACUAUUCGGACACUGAUGAUUUCAACGCAAUGCGAAACGACCAGAUCUCCAAGCUCAAACUGAACCGUCGCCUUGGCCGUGAGGGCGACGGAGACACUGCCGAUGACUUCUUUGUGCUUUCUUGGACCAUGACACUCAAGGCAUCUGAUGCAAUCACACCUCUCUCAGAUCGAGCUGCCAUUGCGCUGAAUACACUCUUCUGGUAUGCGUAUCACGAAUUCACGCCGUUCUCGUACCCCAAUAUCUUGUACGUCGAUUUCGUUGGCCAGCCCUACUUAUUAGAGAAUGGCUUGUCUCAGGAUGAGUACAUGGAACAGACAACGAGCCAUUUAGCUGCUCUGGCUAUGGCUGUUAAUCUGCAAAUUGCCAGUCAGAAUUGUUAUGUGGGCGGCGGAAAGAUUUAA
This is a messenger RNA of Phaeoacremonium minimum UCRPA7, 3456 nucleotides long. RefSeq lists its product as hypothetical. The coding region runs from base 1 to 3456 and encodes 1151 amino acids. Gene Ontology annotation, biological process: lipid metabolic process. The transcript has 12 exons. NCBI's taxonomy places the organism in Eukaryota, Fungi, Ascomycota, Sordariomycetes, Togniniales, Togniniaceae. The record is from RefSeq and is a predicted model, not a curated record. Gene Ontology annotation, molecular function: phosphoric diester hydrolase activity.